Eucalyptus grandis is the source of this 1116-nucleotide messenger RNA. RefSeq names its product disease resistance protein RPS4B. The transcript is spliced from 2 exons. Bases 53 to 955 code for a protein of 300 amino acids. Gene Ontology annotation, biological process: methylation. Gene Ontology annotation, molecular function: nucleic acid binding; methyltransferase activity; protein binding. The record is from RefSeq and is a predicted model, not a curated record. Lineage: Eukaryota; Viridiplantae; Streptophyta; Magnoliopsida; Myrtales; Myrtaceae.
AAAACAUAUCGUUCUUCCAGAGUCCUUUGCAAAUCUCUGUUCAUUGAAAGAGAUGGAUGCUCAUGCUUGGGGAUUUUCAGGAAGUAUCUCUGAUAAUUUUGAAAGGUUGUCGUCCUUGGAGGAAUUGAAUUUGGGUCGGAACAAUUUUUCUAGCUUGCCAUCCAGUCUGAGGGGCCUUGUGCUUCUAAAAAAGUUCGAUUUGUCUCAUUGUAACAAGCUCAUAUAUCUGCCUCCACUUCCCUCAAGCUUGAUUGAGUUGAAUAUGGCAAACUGUACUGCAUUGGAGCGUAUAUAUGACUUGACAAAUGUGGAAGGUUUAAAGGAGCUGAAUUUUACCAGUUGCAGCAAUUUAGUUGACAUCCCCGGUCUCCAGGUAUUGAAGUCUCUAAGAAGUCUAUUUUUGGGUGGUUGCAAAGCGUGCUUGCCAGCAGUGAGGAGAAGAAUUGGAAAGGUUGCUUUAAAGCAUUUGUACCACUUGAGUGUCCCUGGGAGCGAGAUUCCACGAUGGUUUUCUCAGGAAAUUUCUCAUUUUUCUGCUCCAAAGAACCGCGAGAUUAGAGGAAUAAUUUUUGCUGCUGUUGUCUCUCUGGACAGUGUACACCCGGGAAACAUUCUACUGCCAGAAGUCGUGGGCAUUAAAGGAAGGCUUCUCAGGCUUGAAGUUCCAGUACACACCACGGUGUUUAACCUGAUGGGGGUCCCCGACACAAGUGAGGACCAGCUUUACUUGAUUAGAUUUCCGGAAUUCAAGCCAAUGGUUCGGAUGUUAAAAGAAGGAGACAGGAUAGAUAUAGUGCUGCGAGACCCGCCCUACUUUCCUGGGCUCUCACUGAAAAAGCGCGGGAUAUAUCUGGUUUUCGAGAACGAUGAUGAUUAUGAUGGUAAUGAAGAAUGGUUAGAGGAAUCCCAGAAGUCAGUGUCUCAGAAACUGGCCAAGUUCCUCAGCUCCUUGUGAAAUAUAUUUUUCUUUAUCCUCAUAAUGAAGUGACAAAAAGCUACUCUAAACUUCUACUUUAGAAACUCUUUCAUCACUCAACCACUUCACAACAUGCCUCUUUCGGCGAUAUCAGGUCAGGGUUCAUUCCUAUAAUAAAAGGACUUGUGUAUAUAAGGUGA